Messenger RNA from Ahaetulla prasina, 3854 nucleotides. Its product is annotated as zinc finger protein 91-like. The record is from RefSeq and is a predicted model, not a curated record. NCBI's taxonomy places the organism in Eukaryota, Metazoa, Chordata, Lepidosauria, Squamata, Colubridae. The transcript is spliced from 2 exons. Bases 587 to 3172 code for a protein of 861 amino acids.
CGGAGAGGGAGAAACCGGAAGCGAGUAGAGUUGAAUUGAAUUGAAUUCUUUAUUGGCCAAGUGUGAUUGGACACACAAGGAAUUUGUCUUUGGUGCAUACGCUCUCAGUGUACAUAAAAGAAAAGAUACCUGUUAUGUCUGACAAAGUCCUCGGGGUUACCACCCGCUUGAGCCUUGACAACAGCCAGGUGGUCCCUGAUUGGCUAAGACGCGCCUGGAGGAAAAAAGCGGGAGUUUGGAAGUCCUGUCAUUGGUGAAACUUCUGAGGCAGCCAGUAUAUAAGGGCUGUCACCGGAGGUUUCUGUCUCUGCUGUUCCAUGCUUUAUCUCGUUGUUAGCCACAGUUGAGUUGAAUAAAGGGUUGCGUUCGUUACAACAUCUGUGUGGACUCAUUGGUACCCACUAGCUUCAGAUAUAAUAAUACCUUCAUCGAGGAGGACGGAGGAGCCCGGCGGGGGAAGGAAGGAAGCGCCGGCCAGGAGGAGGAGGAGGAGAGCGGGCCCCGCGGAGCAGCCCUGCCCGGUCCCGGCACGGCUUCCCUGGGAGAUGGCGGGGAAAGGCCGGGGGGCUCCGGGGCUGCCGGACAGAUGAGCCCAGGGGGAUCCCGGGAAAGGUGGCUGCCUAGAGGGCGAUGUGGGGAGGAAGAAACAGGCAGAGACCCCAAGACGGUCCUGGAGGGCGGAGGCUCCUUCGGAAGACCCGGGAGGCCCCCAAGGAUCCAGGAGGGAGGAAAGGAAUAUCAGUGCCCAGAAUGUGGAAAAAUCUUCAAAAGAAACGACCAUCUUGAAAGCCAUCUAAGGAUCCACUCAGGAGAAAAACUUCAUAAAUGCCUGGAGUGUGGAAAGAGCUUCAGUUAUUCGGGAAACCUUUAUAGACAUCAAAGAAUCCAUUGGGGGGAGAAACCAAAGAAAUGCCUGGAGGGUGGAGGCUCCUUCGGGAGAUGUGGGAAUCCCCAAAAGAUUCAAGAGGGAGGAAAGGAAUAUCAGUGCCCAGAAUGUAAAAAAUCCUUCAAAAGAAACGACCAUCUUCAAAGCCAUCUAAGGAUCCACUCAGGCGAAAAGUCAUACCAAUGCUCAGAAUGUGAAAAAUGUUACAAAAGAAAUGACCAUCUUCAAAGGCAUCUAAGAAUCCACUCCUUUGGAAACCCACAUCAAUGCUUGGAGUGUGGAAAGAACUUCAGUCGGAGAGGAGAUCUUACGCAACAUCAAAGGAUCCACACAGGAGAAAAACCUUAUAAAUGCUUUGAGUGUGGAAAGAGCUUCAGUCAAAACAGCAGCCUUUAUAGACAUAGAAGAAUCCACUGGAGAGAGAAAUCAAAGAAAUGCGUGGAGGGUGGAGGGUCCUUCGAAAGACCUGGAAAUCCCCAAAGGAUCCAGGAGGGAGGAAAGGAAUAUCAGUGCCCGGAAUGCGAAAAAUCCUUCAAAACAAAUGGAUAUUUUCAAAGGCAUCUAAGCAUCCAUAGAGGAGAGAAAAAAUAUCAAUGCCCGGAAUGUGGAAAAUCCUUCAGAACAAAUGGACAUUUUGAAAACCAUCUUAAAAACCACUCUGUUGAAAACCCACAUAAAUGCUUUGAGUGUGGAAAGAACUUCAAUACUAGAGGAGGUCUUAAUCAACAUCUACGAAUCCACUCGCGAGAAAAACCUUAUAAAUGCAUUGAGUGUGGAAAGUGCUUCGGUCACAGGAGCAGCCAUGAGAGACAUCAAAAAAUCCACUCAGGAGAAAAACCGUACAAAUGUCUGCAGUGUGGAAAGAGCUUUGCUGAGGGUUCAGGCCUCCAUCAUCAUAAAAAAAUACAUACUGGGGAGAAACCCUAUAAAUGCCUCAAAUGUGGAAACGGCUUCAGUGCUAGAAGAGACCUGGAUAGACAUGAAAUGAUUCAUACAGGAGAAAAACCACAUAAAUGUCUGGAGUGUGGAAAGAGCUUCAAUCGGAAAGGAAAUCUUUCCAUACAUCAAAGAAUCCACUCAGGAGACAAACCAUUUCAAUGCCUGGAUUGUGGCAAGGCUUUCUCUGCAAAGAAAACACUUCAUUCACAUCAAAGAAUCCACUCAGGAGAAAACCCAUUUAAAUGUCUGCAGUGUGGAAAGAACUUCAGUCGGAGGGGAAGCCUUUACAUACAUCAAAGAAUCCACUCAGGAGACAAACCAUAUCAAUGCUUGAAUUGUGGCAAGGGUUUGUCUUCAAAGAAAACCCUUUACUCACAUCAAAGAAUCCACUCAGGAGAAAAACCACAUAAAUGUCAGGAGUGUGGAAAGAACUUCAGUCGGAGGGGAAGUCUUUACAUACAUCAAAGAAUUCAUUCAGGAGACAGAUCAUAUCAGUGCUUGGAUUGUGGCAAGGGUUUCUUUUCAAAAGGAAACCUUGAUUCACAUCAAAGAAUACACUUAGGAGAGAAGGAAUACAAAUGCCCAAACUGUGAAAAAUCCUUUGUAAGAAGUGGAAAUUUAGAAAACCAUCUAAAAAAACACUCAGCUGGAAACUCACAUAAAUGCUUUGAGUGUGGGAAGAGCUUCAAUAAGAGAGGAAAUCUUAAUCAACAUCUAAAAAUCCACACAGGAGAAAAACCUUAUAAGUGCUUUGAGUGUGGAAAGCGCUUUGGUCAAAGGAGCAGCCAUGAGACACAUCAAAAAAUCCACUCAGGAGAAAAACCACAUAAAUGCCUGGACUGUGGAAAGAGGUUCAAUAUGAGGGGAAACCUUUAUAAACAUCAAAGGAUCCACUCAGGAGAAAAAACACAUAAAUGUCAGGAGUGUGGAAAGAACUUCAGUCGGAGGGGAAGCCUUUACAUACAUCAAAGAAUCCAUUCAGGAGACAGACCAUAUCAAUGCUUGGAUUGUGGCAAGGGUUUCUUUUCAAAAGGAAACCUUGAUUCACAUCAAAGAAUACACUUAGGAGAGAAGGAAUACAAAUGCCCAAACUGUGAAAAAUCCUUUGUAAGAAGUGGAAAUUUAGAAAACCAUCUAAAAAAACACUCAGUUGGAAACUCAUAUAAAUGCUUUGAGUGUGGAAAGAACUUCAGUAAGAGAGGAAAUCUUAAUCAGCAUCUAAAAAUCCAUACAGGAGAAAAACCUUAUAAGUGCUUUGAGUGUGGAAAGCGCUUCGGUCAAAGGAGCAGCCAUGAGAGACAUCAAAAAAUCCACUCAGGAGAAAAACCACAUAAAUGUCUGCAGUGAGGAAAGAGCUUCAAUCUGAAGGGAAACCUUUACAUAGAUCAAAGAGUCCAUAUGGGAGAGAAACCCUAAGAUUGUGUGGAAUGUGGAAUGUGUUUCAUAAAUCAUAUUUCUAUGAUUUUUCUCCUGUGUGAAUCAUUUGAUGUCUAUAGAGUUCCUCUCAUAUUGAGAGGAACUGUAUAGACAUCUAAUGAUUUACACAGGAGAAAAAUCAUAGAAAUGCCUGGACUGAGGGAAAAGUUUCAGUUCAAAGCAGGAUCUUUUUUUUCCCCGUCUAGGAAUCCACACGAGGAAAAACAUAUAAAUGCCUUGAGUGUGGAAAGAGCUUUGAUGAUGAUGGACUCAUUCAUUGACAUGAAUGGAUUCACAUGGGGGGAAAUGCUAAAUAUGCCUGAGUGUGGAAAGACCUUCAGUCAAAUAUAUGUCUGAAUAAUUUGUUUAGUCAAGUGUGAUUAGACAUACAAGGAAUUUGCUUCUGUAUAUCCUUAUCUCUGGACUAGCCAUAUCCAGUUCCUGCAACUGUUUCACAUAUGUUUCAGUCUCCAGGCCCUUAAUCAUCCUCGUUGCUGUUCUUUGCACUUUUCCCAAAGUCUCAACAACCUUUUGUAAUGUGACCAAAAUUGAACAUAGUAUUCAGGUGUGGCCUUACUAAAGUUUUAUAAAUUGGCGCUAAUACUUCAUGUGA